GAUAGCCGCCCUAAAGCAGAGAGAACCGCGUCCUUGAAGGAUAGCCGGCCUCCUUUUUUUCACGCGUCUCAAAGACUAUCAAGGGCCCCUGCCGGGAGGCGGAGUCUUUUUUUAGCAGCAGCAUCUCCACGGACCAAAACCUGAUUUUUCCUCACUAUCUUAAUUGCCAGAACAGUGCGCCGGGAUCUAACAGUUCAAUAUGUUUAGGGUCCUGACUCCAGAUGUAUUAUCCUGGUUUGGUGGAAUAAUCAUCCAGUCACAAGUUAUAACAGCAAGAUUUGUUGAAGGCACUAUUCAAUCCGUGGGAAACAACGCGACAAAAAAAAGGAUGUUUGCUAUCAUCUGAAAAGUGUUUGGUGUGCUCAUAAAAUAGAGCAAAUAUGGACGAUGAGCCUGGCAGACAUAAUAAGCAGGAGAGCAUAUUACACAAUCAACGUUUGAAUCUACAAGGUCUUUCAUUAAAAUAUUUGAGAGAGAUCACAAAUGAUUUCUCUGAUGAGCGGCUACUUGGACAAGGUGGUUUUGGUAGGGUGUAUAAGGGAGUUCUAGCAAAUGGGGAUACCAUUGCUGUGAAGAAGCUUACAUGGACAAUGUCAGGACUUCAGGAUAAGCAAUAUGAGAACGAAGCCCGUCAUCUCAUGAGGCUUAAACAUCAAAACAUAGUGCAACUUGUAGGAUACUGUUCUGAAACAGAGAAGGAACUUGUACUGCACAACGGGAAAUACGUUUAUGCUGAGAAGUCAGAAAGGUUGCUUUGCUUGGAGUACCUGCCUAAUGGAAGCCUUUGCAAGCAUCUUUCCGAUGCAUCUUCUGGACUUGAUUGGGAUACACGCUACAAAAUUAUUAGGGGUAUUUGCUAUGGUUUACAUUAUCUUCAUGAGGAGUGGCAAGCUAGCACCCCUAUUAUUCAUAUGGAUCUUAAACCUGCAAACAUAUUGCUUGACGAUGAUAUGGUGCCAAAAAUUGCUGACUUUGGUUUGUCGAGGGUCUUCGGUGAGCUACAAACUCGAACCAUUACAAAAAAUCAGUAUGGAACACUGGGUUACAUGUCACCGGAAUACUUAAUCAAAGGCAUAAUCACAAAGAAGUUAGAUAUAUUCAGUUUGGGCGUAAUAAUCAUAGAGAUAACUACAGGAGACAAGCACUACCCUGAUAAUGUUGAAACAUCAUCCGAGGAAUUCAUUGGGCUUGUUCUUACAAAAUGGAAAAUUAGGGUCGAAAAAGUACAAGGGUAUACAUCCCGAGAAUUUGAUUGCCAACAAAUAAGAAGGUGCAUUGAGAUUGGUCUACUCUGCGUGAAAAUUGAUCGGGCGGAAAGGCCAACAACACGACAAAUUAUCGAGAUGCUCACAGAGGGUGGUGCAGAAUGCAGCAGCAAGAGGGAGGGAAUUAAGUUUACCAACCACGCCGCCGCGCACCAUUCCGCUGAGCUCCCACCCUCCUCCCCCUCCGACGACGAGGGCGACGGCGACGGUGGGGCUCCGGCUCUGCCGCCGAAGCCCCGCCACCUGGCUGCGGUCACCUUCGCCGAGACCAGCGGCUCCCUCCUCCACUCCUCCGACGAUGAGGGCGAGUACGAGGAGGAGGAAGAGGAGGAGGACAAUGCCGCCGCGGAGGAGGCCCGCCCCCGCGCCGCUGCCGGCCAGUCGAGCGGCUCCCUCUCCCCCGCGCACUGGAGGGGCGGCAGGUCCCGCGGCUGCUACAGGUGCGGGAAAGGGGGCGGCUUCUGGGGCCGCGACAAGGAGUCGUGCCUCGCCUGCGGGGCGCGGCACUGCGCGGGCUGCGUGCUCCGGGCGAUGGGCUCCAUGCCGGAGGGGCGCAAGUGCCUGGACUGCAUCGGCCGGCCCGUGGCCGAGUCCAGGCGGGAUGCGCUGGGGCGAGGGUCGCGCGUGCUGCGGCGCCUGCUCAGCGCCGCGGAGGUGGAACUGGUCAUGAGGAGCGAGCGAGAGUGUGCCGCGAACCAGCUGCGGGCGGAGGACGUGUACGUCAACGGGUCAUGGCUGUCGCCGGAGGAGCUCGUGGAGCUGCAGGGGUGCCCGUGCCCGCCUUCCAGGCUCAGGCCUGGCUUCUACUGGUACGACAAGGUGUCCGGCUUCUGGGGGAAGGAGGGACACAAGCCCCAUUGCAUAAUCAGUGCAAAUCUCAAUGUUGGAGGUUCACUAGCUCAAAAGGCAAGCAACGGAAACACCGGAAUAUUGAUUAAUGGACGAGAGAUUACCAAGUCUGAACUGCAAAUGCUUAAGUUGGCUGGGGUCCAAUGUGCUGGGAAACCUCAUUUUUGGGUGAAUGCUGAUGGGACUUACCAAGAGGAAGGCCAAAAAACUGUUAAAGGGAAGAUCUGGGAUAAGCCUAUAGUGAAGCUUCUUAGUCCUGUCCUGUCAUUGCCAACUCCAAACAAAGCAACUAAUCAAUGUGGUGAAGAAGCUGUUCACAUGGUAAAUCGAGCUAUUCCUGACUACCUGGAGCAAAGGACUAUCCAGAAGCUUUUGUUGGUUGGGUCAGGGGCAAGCACCAUACUCAAACAGGCCAAGUUCUUGUACAAGAGCAAACCAUUUUUAGUGGAUGAGCGUGAAGAUCUGAAACUUGUCAUACAAAGCAACAUAUACAACUACCUUGUCAUAUUACUUGAAGGCCGUGAGCGGUUUGAAGAUGAAGCUUUAGCUGAUAGAAGAAGAAACAGUCAGCAUGACCCUUCUAGCUCUGGCCGCUGUGAAUCUGGGUUCUCUGAUGAAGUUACUGAAUACUCCCUUAUUCCACGCUUGAAAGCAUUCUCUGAUUGGAUUCUUAAGGCAAUGGCUUUAGGUAACCUUGAAGACAUUUUCCCUGCAGCUAGUCGUGAAUAUGCACCACUUGUUGAGGAACUAUGGAAAGAUCAUGCUAUUCAAGCUACAUAUAAACGAAGAAGUGAACUGCCAUUCCUUCCACCUGCUGCCAAUUAUUUUCUUGACAAGGCUGUUGAUAUUUCUAGAACUGAAUAUGAGCUCUCUGAUAUCGAUAUACUGUAUGCUGAUGGAAUUACAUCCUCGGAUGGGCUAGCAUCAACAGAAUUCUCUUUCCCACAGAUGUCUUUGGGUGGACAGGGCGCUGAUGAGCCUGAUCCACAAGACACCUUGCUAAGGUACCAGCUGAUCAGGAUAAACAACAGAGGUUUGCAUGAAAACUGCAAAUGGCUGCAAAUGUUUGAUGAUGUGAGGCUUGUUAUCUUCUGUGUUGCUGCUAACGACUAUGAUGAGUACUAUGAGGAUGCAAAUGGCACCAUUGUCAACAAGAUGAUAGAGAGCAGGCAGCUGUUCGAGAGCAUUGCCCUUCAUCCAACAUUUGAGCAAAUGGAUUUCCUCCUCCUACUCACCAAGUUUGAUCUCCUAGAGCAGAAGAUUAACAGCUACCCUCUAACAUCGUGCGAUUGGUUCGAUGACUUCACUUCCCUGAUCAGCCGCAACCUGCUCAACGACAGCAGCAGGAGCACCCGGAGCAGCCAGACCGGUGCGACGCUGGCCCAGAUGGCCGCGCACUACAUGGCGACAAAGUUCAAGAGGCUGUUCGGCUCCCUCACGGGGCGGAAGCUCUACGUGUCGUACGUGAACGCGCUGGACCAGGAGUCGGUCCGGUCCGCGAUCCGCUACGGCCGGGAGAUCAUCAAGUGGGAGGAAGAGAAGCCCGUGUUCGGCGCCAGCGAGACGGUUUACAGCGAGGAGCCGAGCACCUUCACCCACUGACCUGACCCCCCACAACCUUUGUUGUGUGCAGAGAAGAGGUGUAAAUAUCUGUGCAUUUCGCCGUUUCUUAGAGUUGUUCCCCCCAUUCCUUUUGUUCGUAGCUGAUCAUUGCUUGUAUGGCUGUUAGUUGUUUUGCAAGUAGAAUGAUGAGGUGCGCAAAGACCGGCCCAUUCUGAUUCUUGUAAAUUGUAUUAUGAGUUGCCUGCAUUUUAUUUGAUGCAUUCCUCCCAAGAGUAUGCAUCCUCCA
Messenger RNA from Panicum virgatum (switchgrass), 3963 nucleotides. RefSeq names its product extra-large guanine nucleotide-binding protein 1-like. The coding region runs from base 381 to 3716 and encodes 1111 amino acids. The transcript has 14 exons. Gene Ontology annotation, molecular function: G-protein beta/gamma-subunit complex binding; ATP binding; GTPase activity. Gene Ontology annotation, biological process: protein phosphorylation; G protein-coupled receptor signaling pathway. The record is from RefSeq and is a predicted model, not a curated record. Lineage: Eukaryota; Viridiplantae; Streptophyta; Magnoliopsida; Poales; Poaceae.